Molecule: messenger RNA, 1554 nt
Organism: Hyaena hyaena (striped hyena)
Lineage: Eukaryota; Metazoa; Chordata; Mammalia; Carnivora; Hyaenidae
Gene: IL1R2
Product: interleukin 1 receptor type 2
Exons: 10
Coding region: 332-1501 (389 amino acids)
Molecular function (GO): interleukin-1 binding; interleukin-1, type II, blocking receptor activity
Source: RefSeq, a predicted model, not a curated record
AAAAGGUGUGUCUACAGCCACUCAGUCAGAGAGAGUGACACAAGCCCUAUUAGGAAAUCCCUGGAGGACGAGGAUAUAAAUCUCUGCCUGCCUGCUGAGUUUCUGCUGAAGGUAAAGUCAGGCCUGGCAACCUUCCCCAGGCGAGAAGCUACAAGGUCAAAGAAUGCAGGGCUGCAGUCACGUGGCUAUGCCUAACUUCAAGGGUACAGAGAAGUGAAAUCCUGUGUGUACCCGAAAGUAGAAGAGUUCCAGAUGUUGGUGAGCAUUACGGGGUGCUGAACCUGCGAUCUCCACCUCUCCAUCUCGUGUCCUCCAGAAGUUGCCGGAAACAAUGUUCAUUUUGUACGUGUUGAUGAUGGGUGUUUAUUCCUUCACCGUUCAGCCUGAGGAACACAGAGUGGCUACAGGAAACUGCCAGUUUCUUGGCAAACAUUUCAAAACUGAAUUCAAGGUGGAAGGGGAGCCUGUGGUCCUGAAGUGCCCCCAGGUGCCAUCCUGGCUGUGGGCGUCCGUCAGCCCCCACAUCAACGUGACGUGGCGUAAAAAUGAUUCUGCUAGAACGGUCCCAGGGGAAGAGGAGACUCGGAUGUGGGUCCAGGAUGGUGCUCUCUGGAUCUUGCCAGGCUUGCAGGAGGACUCUGGCACCUACAUCUGCACUGUCAGAAACGCCUCUUACUGUGAUGAAAUGUCCACUGAACUCAGGGUUUUUGAGAAGACAGAAGCUUCCCUGCCUUUCAUAUCAUACCCGCAAAUUCUUACGCUAUCAACCUCUGGGUCUUUAGUUUGCCCUGAGCUGAGUGAAUUCACCCGUAACAAAAUGGACAUGAAGAUUCAGUGGUACAAGGAUUCUGUCCUUUUGGACCAAGACAAUGAGAAGUUCCUAAGUGUGAGGGGAACCUCCCGCUUACUCAUAUAUAAUGUGUCUGUGGAGGAUGCGGGGUAUUACAGCUGUGCCGUGGCGUUCAUCCACGAAGGCACGCGCUACGACGUGACUAGGAAUAUUGAACUGCGCGUCAACAAAAAAGAAGAGGAGACAAUUCCUGUGAUUAUCUCUCCUCACCAGACCAUCUUAGCUUCACUGGGAUCAAGACUGACAAUCCCAUGUAAGGUGUUCCUGGGAACUGGUACACAAUCGACCACCAUGCUGUGGUGGAUGGCCAACACCACCAGCAUAGAGAGCGCCUACCAGGGAGUCCGCGUGACCGAGGGGCAGCGCCAGGAAUACUCAGAAAAUAACGAGAACUACAUUGAAGUGCCACUAAUUUUUGAUCCAGUCAUAAGAGAGGAUUUGAACAUGGAUUUUAAAUGCGUUGUCCGCAACACACUGAGUUUUCAGAUGCUACGCACCACGGUCAAAGAAGCUGCCUCAUUCUCCUGGGAGAUUGUGCUGGCCCCCCUCUCCCUGGUCUUCUUGGUUUUGGGGGGAAUAUGGAUGCACAGACGGUGCAAACACAGAACUGGAAAAACAUAUGGUUUGACCACGUUAAAGACUGGCCCUUAAGAUUUUCAGUCUUAUCCGAGUGAAAUAAAGGCAAUAAAACAAUUCAAAUCCAA